Messenger RNA from Leptinotarsa decemlineata (Colorado potato beetle), 2273 nucleotides. RefSeq lists its product as uncharacterized. Gene Ontology annotation, biological process: regulation of transcription by RNA polymerase II. Gene Ontology annotation, cellular component: nucleus. Gene Ontology annotation, molecular function: zinc ion binding; RNA polymerase II cis-regulatory region sequence-specific DNA binding; DNA-binding transcription factor activity, RNA polymerase II-specific. Lineage: Eukaryota; Metazoa; Arthropoda; Insecta; Coleoptera; Chrysomelidae. The record is from RefSeq and is a predicted model, not a curated record.
AUACACUACGUAUGAUAUUGAUGUUCUAGAACCUGCAUUUUGUAGAAUCCGAACAAACCUAAGGUGAAAAGAACUGUUAGAAGAAAGAAAACAAAUAUACCACUGGAGAUUCAAUCUGAAAUGAAUUGAGGAAAUUUAAAAUGGAAAUAGAUGAUGAAUAUAAACCUGUAUCUUUGUCGGAUUUUUCACAUAUCUGCCGUUUCUGCGCAAAGGGAAAUAAUUUGAAACCUUUGGAAUUGUAUCAGUAUUUAUUGGACUUAUUCAAGGCUAUCACAAAUAUUGAAGUUUCUCACAAAGAUGGACUCCCGGGAAACACUUGUAGCCAGUGUGUUCAAACACUAGAAAAUAUCAUGGAUUUUGUAUACCUUGCAGAAAAUAAUGACUCGAAUCUUAGACAAACCUUAGUGAAUCGGAACGAUGCAGAGAUAGAAUAUGACAAGAUGGUCAUCAGGGGACCUGGAACAGAUGUCAUAUCCUUCCAGAACUUUGCUCACAUUUGCAGAUUUUGUUUACAUGACAACAAUUUAAACCCACUUCAGCAACACAAAUAUCUUUUAGAUGUUAUCAAGAAUAAACUGGCAAUAGAGGUUGAUCCUGAUGACAACCUUCCCCAGAAUAUAUGCAUAACAUGCAUUAAAAUGCUUGAAGGCUUUUCAAAUUUUAUUAUUUCUUCUAAGAAUAAUGACGGAGAUCUCAAACAAGCAAUACUGAAAAUAAAAGUCGAACCUGAUUUUGAUGAAUCUGAUGGAAUGAACCCUUUGCAGACCACAGAUAAAAUCAAAUUGGAGAAUGAAAAUAUUGUAUACAUUAAAACUGAGUUAGUACAAGAUGCCAAUGAACCCAAUUCUAAUGAAGAUGUCGACAAAAGCUCAAUGCAAAUUAACAAUGAAGAUGUCAGUCUAGUUACUGGUUGCGGAGAACAAGAGAACUUAUCAGUGGACCACCUGAAAGAAGAAAUUCAGAGCGAGUGUGAAACUGAGGAGACAGUCAUUAUCAAGCAGGAAUAUGAAAGCAUUUGUCAAGAAGAGGAAAUGAUACCUUCAGAAAAUUGCAAUCGGCAAGAGCCAGUUGCGCAAUUCCAAAAGUACGAAACAGCAAUGAAGGCUCCUGUCAAUCCUGAUCCCAAACCGUUUCACUGUACUUCGUGCCCAAAGUCUUACGCCUACGAAGCCCAGCUGACCAUCCACUAUAGAACUCACACGGGAGAAAGACCCUUUCGAUGCUUGGUCUGCCGGCGGACUUUCGCCCGUAGCAGCAAUCUGAGUGUCCACAUGAAAUCACACGGUGACGACGGCAAGGCUUAUUCUUGUAACACGUGCGAGAUGAGCUUCAACCGAAAAUCUGAGCUGGACGGCCACCUCAGACUUCACGGCGAAAAAAAGUUUCAAUGUACCACUUGCCUCAAACAUUUUGCCAACAAACAGAAUUUGAAUACGCACAUGGAGCUGCAUACUGGACAGAGAGCGUUCAAGUGUCCAGAGUGUCCCAAAGAAUUCUCCCGCAAGCAGCACUUCAAGGUUCACAUCAGGAUACAUAUGGGUGAGAAUCCAUACCAGUGCAAGGUCUGUUUGAAGAACUUUUACAGCAGCUUCAGCCUCUCCAGACACGAGGGAAAGCAGGUGUGCGGGAAAAUGCUCGAGUGUGAGAUAUGCACUAGGAAAUACAUGCGGCUGAAGGAUUUGGAGGCGCAUAAGCGGCUCCACUCGGGAGUAAAGCCCUUCAAGUGCGAGUUCUGCCCCAGGACGUUUUUCCGAGGGUGUCUCUUGAGAGAUCACUUGAAGUUCCACAAUCCUCCAGAGCUGUUCGCGUGCGAGAUUUGCCCCAAGAGUUUUCCGCAUAGAGGCACUCUCAAAAGACACAUGAUGUCACACACAGGUGAAAAACCGUUUUCGUGCUCGCAGUGUUCGCAGACGUUCCUUAUGAAAGAAGACUGGAGGGCGCACGAGAGGAAACACAAGGGAGAAAAUCCAUUCGUUUGCAAUUUGUGUGAAAGUAGCUUCACCAACAAACGUCGUUGGAGAGAACACAAGAAAAUCCACGCCAAAGAGAGACCGUUUGGCUGUCAUGUCUGUUCAAAAAGUUUUCCAACUAAGGUAGAGUUGGAUGACCAUGUCACUACUGCACAUUUGCAGCAGAAGACAAGUUAGGUUGCGCUGAAGGAUAUAAAUGGGGCAUUUUGUACUUCUUGAUAUGAGUGUGGUCAGGUCAACUUAGCUUUUAUUUUAAAAUGGUUGAUUAUACUCUCGAAGAAAUAUAAAUUAUGUUUGACGGUU